CUUCUUUUGUCUGUUCUCAGUCAUUUUUUAGAAUUGCUGAUCGAUUAAGAUGAAAAUGCACCUCUUUUGGAUUUCCAUGAUAUGCCUCGUUAUUGGAUUAGCGAAUGGAUACAAAUGCCCCAAUUGGAUGUUUUGUGAUGGCAUAUGCUGUCCUCGAUUUCUCUAUGGUGGUUCUUAUGAAUGCUGCAGGAAUGGAUACGGUUGCAGAUAUGGUAUUCUCUCCGGUUGCAAUCUCGCUCCACAAAAAAUACAGGUAAAAGAAGAUUCCAUUAUGGAUAGAAAUAUAUUCCCUCUUUCUGAGCCGAAAGAUGAUUCAUCCAUUGAAGAAUCGUCAGAAGAAGUUUUACAGAGGGGAUGGCUGAAAGAUGUUUUGAAGAAAAUUCUGGCAGCCGAUAUUCCUACUUUCAAAAGAAAUUAACAUAAAGGAUUUCCUAUAUAAUGAAACAAAAUAUAAAUAUGCAUAUUUCAGAAUUCAAAAGCAAAAUGAAUUUUAAAAAAUGCAGCAAAUACUUUCAAAAAUAAUUCUCUUAAAAUUACAAAAAAAAAAAAAAAAAAUGAAAUAUUUGAUUGAUCAAUAACAAAUGUGAUCAUUGUGUGGAAUAAAUUUAGUUCUGGAAUAAUUUCAAAUGCCUUGUAUGAAAUUGAAUUAAAUAAUUAUUCAAACUCUGUGUUUCGUCCUAUAAUAAUCUGUCAAAUUACAUCUUAUUUUUAAAUUUCAACCUUUUGUAAUAAUUAAGUUAGCACGCUGAGA
Molecule: messenger RNA, 751 nt
Organism: Argiope bruennichi
Lineage: Eukaryota; Metazoa; Arthropoda; Arachnida; Araneae; Araneidae
Exons: 4
Coding region: 50-418 (122 amino acids)
Source: RefSeq, a predicted model, not a curated record